This is a messenger RNA of Rhopalosiphum padi (bird cherry-oat aphid), 4378 nucleotides long. RefSeq names its product phosphatidylinositol-binding clathrin assembly protein LAP (gene lap). The transcript has 17 exons. NCBI's taxonomy places the organism in Eukaryota, Metazoa, Arthropoda, Insecta, Hemiptera, Aphididae. Gene Ontology annotation, biological process: synaptic vesicle budding from presynaptic endocytic zone membrane; clathrin-dependent endocytosis; clathrin coat assembly. The record is from RefSeq and is a predicted model, not a curated record. Gene Ontology annotation, cellular component: synaptic vesicle; extrinsic component of presynaptic endocytic zone membrane; clathrin-coated vesicle. Bases 470 to 2569 code for a protein of 699 amino acids. Gene Ontology annotation, molecular function: clathrin heavy chain binding; phosphatidylinositol-4,5-bisphosphate binding; 1-phosphatidylinositol binding.
ACCUAACCAGUAACCACCACCAAAUAUAUAAUCUCGUCUACAGAUGACGAGGCGGCUGCGAUCUACCGGCAAAACAAAUCUGACGACGGUCUUAUUGAACCGUGAUAAGUAGUGCGUGUGCGUGUGUGUUUUUUUUCAUCGCUGUCAUUAUUAUUAUUAUCAGGAACUUCGGCGACAGGCUACUGGCUGGCAGACUGAGACGGCAGUCCACCACACUUGACGUUAGCUAUAUAAUAUAUAGGAAUUGGGAUUUGAGUCUCCCCUUAACGACGCGUUAAGGUUUAGAAAAAAAAUCGUCUUCUUGCAAAAUCGUUCGCGAAUCCGUUGCCAAGUGAUCGAUCAGACAGAUUUGUUUCGAUCACGCUCCUUAAAACCCACCUAAGUCUGCAGUCCAUCUGACGGUAAACAACACAGAGAGAGAAGGAAAAACGAAAAUCGCUGAUCACUUAAACUUGAAGAAUCCUUCGCAAUGGCCGGUCAAACAAUACAAGAUAGACUAUUGGCUGCUCGUCACAGUUUGGCUGGACAAGGUCUGGCAAAGUCCGUAUGCAAGGCCACCACUGAAGAGCUAAUCGGGCCGAAAAAGAAACAUUUGGAUUACUUGAUUCACUGUACUAAUGAACCAAAUGUGUCAAUUCCUCAACUUGCCAAUCUAUUAAUUGAACGGUCACAAAAUGCCAGUUGGGUCGUAGUAUUUAAAUCAUUAAUCACAGUUCAUCAUUUAAUGUGUUAUGGGAACGAGAGAUUUACACAAUAUUUGGCAUCCAGUAAUAGUUCCUUUCAACUUAGCAAUUUUUUGGAUAAAAGCAGUUUACAAGGACCUGUCGGAGUACGAUCUGGUUAUGAUAUGUCACCAUUUAUUAGACGUUAUUCUAAAUACUUAAAUGAAAAAGCUUUAUCUUAUCGUACCGUGGCUUUUGAUUUUUGUAAAGUUAAAAGAAGCAAAGAAGAUGGUGUACUGCGCACCAUGAAUUCAGAAAAAUUAUUGAAGACUUUACCAGUCUUACAGUCACAACUGGAUGCAUUACUUGAGUUUGAUUGUUCUGCUGCUGAUCUCACAAAUGGUGUAAUUAACAUGGCAUUCAUGUUGUUAUUUCGUGAUCUUAUCAGAUUAUUUGCUGGUUAUAAUGAUAGUAUCAUUAAUCUUUUAGAAAAAUAUUUUGAUAUGAAUAAAAAGCAAUGUCGGGAUGCUUUAGAUUUAUACAAAAAGUUUCUCAUUAGAAUGGAUCGUGUAGGCGAAUUUCUCAAAGUGGCAGAAAAUGUUGGAAUCGACAAGGGUGAAAUACCGGAUCUGACUAAAGCUCCGAGUAGCUUAUUGGAUGCAUUAGAACAACAUUUAGCUUCUAUCGAAGGCAAAAAAUCUGCAGCAAACACUCCCACACAAGCAACAAGCACUCAUCGGACAGAUGUAAAGACUGGUGUAUCUGCCCUUUCUUCCACUAGCAGCUCUUUUGGAACAAUUGCUCAGCAAGCGGAUGGAGUUGAGGAGUCAUUGAAGCAAGCUGUUUUGGCUGAAGAAGAAGCUGUUUUAAAUCAAUACAAGGCCAAAGUCAACAGCCCUGUGAAUGGUACAAUCGCUUCAGUCAACAAUCCGUUUUUAGUUUCAUCUGAGCCUAUUGUAGACUUGUUUUCAUGUCCAGCUCCAGCUACACAGAUGUCAACCAAAGCUUCUGACGAUUUACUUCAAUUAAGUAAUCCAUUUGCUGACAUGUUUUCAACUCCUAUGACAGGAUCACAAACAAAUGCUUCAAAUGAUAUGUCUUCUCCUCUUGCUAACAACUGGAUGAGCAAUGGAUUUAAUACAAAUACUAGCAAUGCAUUCGUUGAUGAUAAAUCAUUUACAUCUGUUUUUGGUCAACCUGAAUCUAACCAAUCAUGUCCUGCUCCCACUACUACAGCUGCGUGUUCUGGGACAUCUUUUAUCACCUCAAAUGUUUUUUCUGAUUCAAAUAUUUUUGAAUCAAGUCCUCCAUCUAUAGAAAAAUCACAGUCCAGAAAAUCUAGUGGGGCAUCAAUACCUCCACCAAGACCUCCUCCACCUUCUACUUCUCUUCCAUCAUCUAAUCCUGAUCCUAAUCCUGUUUUGGAUUUGGCAGCAGAUAUUUUUCUUCCUCAAAGUGUCCCUCAACCUAUUUAUGGAUCUCCUGGCAAAACCGAUUUGGCCGCACUUGCUUCAGGUGCACCUGAUUCAGGUAAUAAGAAGGUAUUAACUGGAGAUUUAGAUAGCAGUUUAGCAUCAUUAGCAGAAAAUCUUACCAUCAAUAAAGUCACACAACCGCCACCAGUUCAAUGGAAUUCUCCUAAAAAUACUCCAAAACCUGGUAAUGGUCAACCAGGAAUGGGUUGGAGCCCUCAGCCUAUGGCUGCUACAACUGGUGCAAAUUAUCGACCAAUGGGUCAAGGAAUGAUGUCCAACCCUUCACCAUUUGUAUCAACAUAUGGUCCAAUGGGUGUACAACCCAGCUGUAUUGGUGGUAGUGCAGUAGGUGGUGGUAAUCUUGGAAUGACUACUCCUUCCAGUUCUCAGACCUCUCAACCACAGCCUGUCUUAGAUCCUUUUGGUUUAUAAGGAAAUAAACUGGGACUGAAAAGCGAAAUGUAUAGUUUUUAUUGUAUACACAUUAUAAAGGGUUCUAAGAAUAACUAUCAUUGCAACAACCCUAGUGCCAUACUUUCAAACUCUUAAUUGGCAAAAUGAAUAUAAUUUCAGGUAUUACUGUUAUUUAGUUAAAAAUCUAUUAUUUAUACUUAUAUUGUGAAAGUAUAAGAAUAAAAUAAUGCCCAAAAUAAUUUCUGCCUAUUUUAGCCUAAAUUAUUUUAAAUUAAACAUAAAGUAUUAUAUUUAGAUUAUUACUUAAAAAUAGGCAAACUCUAGCUUAGAGAUAAAAAAUGUGUGUUCUAUGAAAAAGAGAUUGUUCCUUUAGGAAUAAAGUAACAAUUUUAGUUUACGAUCUUGUUAAGUUUUUUAACUUAAUAUUAAGUGCAAUAUAAAAUAAAGUUUGAUUUAAAUUAUAUCCUAUUCGUUUACCUCAUGAAUAUCCAUUAAUUUACAAAUAAAAAAAAUUAUAUAUUAUGUAUUUUAUAAUAAAUAUAAUAUUAUUUUAUGUAAUAUUAAUAUAACAUUAAAUAUUAAAUAGACAAUACUAUAUUGUUAAUCCAUUUAAAAAUUAUAUAGCUAUAUGAUUAUUUAAUAUUAUGACACUCUCUAACAGAUAUACUUAUUAGAUAAUAUAAUUAAGAUAGGUACCGUGCAUUAGUAACAAUAAGGUAUAAUUGUAAUAUAUUUAUAUUUUAAUCAAAUUAAAAUAAAUACUCUCCCAUGUCUAUAAAAUACAAUAUAAUAUAGUAUAUUACAUGUUAUAUAUAAAUUAUUAUUAUUGAAAAACGUGUAUCAAAUAAAAAUAGGUACAUGAUGUUUACAGUGUACUGAUGUACAGUGUUCGGUUUAAACAAAAUCAUAUCUAAAUUGUUACAAAAAUAUGUAAGUAAUUAUACAUCAGUUACCUAAUUUAUUGUUUUGUAAGUUAAAUACUUAAAAUAAAUACAACAUUUGGAUACGAUUUUGAGUGAACAUUUUAGAAGUAUUAGACAAACAUCAAAAGUGAUGUAUUGGAAAUUCUGUAAUAAUAUAGUGGAAUAUAAAUAUAUUUAUAUUUUUUUUUUCACAAGUAACAUAUUAUAACCCCUUAUAUAUUUUAUGCAGAAACAUAAUUGUUAUAUUCAAUUUUUAUUUAUUUAAAAUUAUCAAUAACUUUUUUUAUUUAUAAUUUAUUUAAUUUUAAAUUACUUAUAUAAUAUAUUAUAUAUAUUGAUUAUAAAUAUUGUUCUAUCAAAAUCAUUACUGUGAAUUUUUUUUGAUUGAAAACAAUUAAGUAUUGUGAAAUUAUAUGAAUCAACAAUUAUUGUUUAUGGGUAUAUUAUAUACAUUUUAUUAGGCAUAAUUUUGUUUUAUUUUCAUUUUUUUGUUUGUAUUCUUUCAAUUUUAUGUUACCUUCCAUUUAGAAAUUCAGUCCAUUUUUAUAAAUAUAUGUUAUUAUUAUUACGGAUUUAUUGUGAUGUUAAUUUAACAGAAAUCUUGUUAGUAUAUUAUAUUUUUGGCAUCACCUUUAGUUAAUUUUUUUUUUAUUUGCAUGUGAUAUAUAAUUUAUGAAUUUUGUAUAUUUAUGUUACUUUACUUAUUUAUUGUAAAAUGGCUUUGGUUUCGUUAAAGUUAAAAUUAAUUUUUACUCUGGCGUUAAUUAUAAUAAACAUUCCAAAAUAAAAUUAAUAACAUAAUAUAAUUUAUAAACUAUAAUAUUAUCAUUAUAUCUUUAUAAUUAUUAUUGUAAUUAGUGUAUUGGCAUGUAGAUACACAAAAUAUAUUAUUAUUAUUAUUAUA